Molecule: messenger RNA, 237 nt
Organism: Penicillium robsamsonii
Lineage: Eukaryota; Fungi; Ascomycota; Eurotiomycetes; Eurotiales; Aspergillaceae
Exons: 1
Coding region: 1-237 (78 amino acids)
Source: RefSeq, a predicted model, not a curated record
AUGACUGUCGUUUAUCUGCAAUUUUCACAGAACCCCGCCCCCGAGCAAUCUAUCAUCCUCGUCACCGAAGCCCUUCAAAAGAUCAACUCCGAUCUCAGCGAGUCCGAGCGAACUGAAGAUAGUGUUACCUUCACUUCUACCGAUCAUGAUGUCAACAUCUACGGCGAUAUAUUCCAAUCGUGGCUAGAUUCGGAUCCUCCAGUUGUAGAUACCUGGCGAAUGCUGUCAGAUAGUUGA